UAUUACAGUGGUACGAAUAUGUUGUAAGCAUUCAUAUUCAUUGCAGUUCGCACUCUAUUAUUGCAAGUAUUUUUCUUUUCUUCGUGAUCUUUGCCGAAAGCACAUUAAUGGUCUUCUGUUGACAAUAGUGCUUGACCCUAUUUCGUACCUACGGAAGGCAGCGAAAGCAAAGCGUAGCAUAGCAUUCCAAACUACCAAAGAACAGAACACAAAACAACCGGCACGCAAGAAAAAUUGCGCAACAAUACACUGCGCUCUAGCAAGGAAGAAUUGAAGAGGGAMGAAGACAAUGCUGUUUAGUUCGUCGUGCAAGCAGUGGCGACGGCUKCGGCUGCUAUCGWUGCUUGCGAUCCUGUGUUCGUAUUAUGAUUCCGUCCUGGAUCGAAGUGCAGGUGGAUCGAUGCUAGUGGCAGCAGCAGCARCAACAACAGCACCAGAAGAAGAGAAGGACAACCACUUUGUGUGCGGUGUCUAUCUGGCCAAAUCGACGCUGCCCGGAACCGGCAUUGGCAUGUACGCCGGUCGGAACGGUUACCGCAAAGACGAACUCAUCACUAAGCAACUCGGCGACCACGUGAUUCCGAUCACCGAUCUGAAGGAGACUCACAUCGAUACAGGAUUGUACGACGAGGAUGCCAACGACAUGCGCAAAUACUUUUUGUGGGACCAAUACACCUGGAAUGCACGCGUCUUUGGGCUUAACGUCGAAAAUUUGGCUGCGCACGAACCGGCAAUGGCUAGCGCUGGAUUCGGGGCAGCCGCGAAUUCGUUUAUGGAUUUCGUCAACGUCGAAGAGGGCGGGGUGAAAUUCGGACUGAUGGACAGCGAGGACAGCAACGACGAUGGCAACGACGACCAAAACUACAACAUACACCGCUCGARAGACCCCGGGGCCGGGUCAUUUUCUCCGUUCCACAGCCGUGCCGCAUGGGCUUCUAAAGAGAUUGGUCCCUAUUCGGAAUUCUUUGUGAGCUACGGGGAUCGGUGGUUCACUGAUCGGGCCUGGCGACUGGGAAUCAUCCCCGUCAGCGGGGAUCACGAGGAUGCCGAGAGGCUGUGGAAAUCUUACGACCGGAAUUUCUUGGGGGGGCGCAAGCGCCAACAGGAACAACGAGAACGCGAACGAAAUCUCGAAAAAUUGCAGCAACAAGCAGAAUCGAAGACCGACGAGGACAUCGAAGAAGACGAAAAUGAAAAUGAAAACAAUGASGACGAGGACGAGGACGAAAUCGAGGAUGACGACAAAUUUGACUCUACCCUUCUUAAAAAUAUUUAUCGUGAAUUCUGGGACACGGUAAUCAUCCCCAUUGGGAAGGACACAUGGGGCGAAUCGCGUGUCUUUGCAGCCCUUCCAGAGGCGGGGUCGGACCACUAURAACAAAUGUUAAAGUAUCCGGGCGGUUUUUUGCCGUUCAAGCAAUCCUUGAUGAAGCGUUCUGCAAGUUGGCUCGAGGAGCAUGGCGUGUGCGCCGAUGCCGUCCGCAUUGGACGCUCUACCUUGCCCAACAAGCAGGCUGGACACGGGGCUUUUUCAAGGACCCAUUUCGAACCCGGGGAYGUGGUUCUCACGGCGCCGCUAAUCCAUAUUCCCCACCGAGACAUUCUCGACACGUACUAUGUGUUCGAGGAAAACUAUAAUCAGUUCGAAAGGGACCCAAGUGACGAUGACGGAGAAAAAGAUGACGAGAACAAAAAUCCCGACAGAAUUGAUUACGAUGCCCUUCACGAAGACCGCUUCUUUCAAUACCAGCUCCGUGUCGGAAUGAACAAGACCGGAACCCAACUCUUGAUGAACUACGUCUUUGGACACAAYGAAUCGACUCUGCUCUUGUCGCCCUACGGACCCGGCGUCCAGCUCGUCAACCACAACCAAACGCUCCAAAAUCUGAAACUACAAUGGGCAGAGACUCAUAGGUCCAACCACCACCCAGAAUUACUAGAGAAAUCGGUCGACGUUCUGACCCGAGACCACCCGCUUGGAUCGGUACUGACCCUAGAGCUGAUCGCCACCAAGCCGAUCGCUCCGGAUGACGAACUCUUUCUGGACUACGGUGACGCUUGGGAAGMUGCCUGGAACGAGCAUGUUCGCAACUGGAAACCCUACCCAGGCAAGCAUUCCACCUACGUGAGCGCUAUCGAUCUCAAUACCCGAGAUGAGCACUUGAGGGAGCCCCUACCCAGCCUAUACACCAUGAAAGACCACGAUACUCUACUUCCCCCUUCCGUUCGGCUGAUGGUAAGCAAUGCUUGGAGAAAYGAGGAAUACCGUAGAARGUACGGCGACCAUUCGAUCACAGCCAAGGUUAUGUUUGACGAAUUUGAAUAUGAGCCSGUUGAAGUUGUCUUCAAGAGUGGCAAACGGGAUUCCGAUCCCCAAGACGGCAKUGGGGCAACAACUGACGACGACCACAAACUAUAUCCCCCCGAGCUCGAUCCCACCCUGUACACGGUGGUGGUAAAUGUUCGCAUAGAAGACGAAGAAGAGAAAGACGAAGAAGAAGAGAAAGACGAAGAAAACGAAGGGGAUGACGAAGAGCCCAAAUACCAGCGUGUAACGUUUUCUGAUGUUCCCCGUCGGGCCUUUAUGUUUGAAGACAUGACAGGAACGCAGGACUUGUAUCUACCUAAUGCCUUUCGUCAUCCCAUCUUGAUUCCAGAUGAUAUCUUUCCGGAGGCUUGGAAGAAUCGCAAACACGGCAACAGUAACGAUGACAAGAAACAUGGCGACGCCUUUCCAUCACAGUAUGGUGGGUACGCAGCCUUCACUGCCGCUCAAAAGAAGGCCRAAAAAGAGGCUAAGUCCCAAUCUGAGUUGCCGGCUGUGUAAUGACAGUCACACAAAUGAUGGAAAUCUCCUAGCAGCACCAUGACUAAAGCUUGAAUGGUUCAUUCACGAUAACAUAAAUAAUAGCAACCAGAGCAAAAUUAUUGCGAUGGCAACGACGAAGACUGUGCAGAAUAACGGCCGUAGGUUGCCUUUAACGAAYCAACAACAAACAACAUCAAACUCACCCGAUUCAUCACUCAUUGUACAGCAAGCACUUGCAGCAUUUAUCCCACUGUAGAGUAUUGUCCGAAUUGCGCACAAGAGCAGUGCAGCACUUUUUAAUAUACCAGACGUAGUACCACUAYGGUAGUACAAGUACUCAGAAAGUGUUUAGCACGACACAAUCCAAUACUCACAUGUCAUCAAUACAAUUUAAAUUUAAAU
This is a messenger RNA of Pseudo-nitzschia multistriata, 3211 nucleotides long. The record is from the annotation of a GenBank genome assembly. NCBI's taxonomy places the organism in Eukaryota, Bacillariophyta, Bacillariophyceae, Bacillariales, Bacillariaceae.